AUUAAAUGACACAAUCGUCAUUGAGACAUCAGAUCAGAGACCAACGGACAGUCCGUUGUCAACAAAGUCUUACAAUAAAAUGGGUUAUUUGUGUUGAUAUUUCCCACUUUAGCCACUAUGCAUUACACGAGUAAUAUAUAACAUUAGUCAGCCACAAGACAGCUCCAAUCAUGCAGUGUCAGCAGCCGCCAUUUGGAAUCAAUUUACCAUAUUCUGGUCAAUAUUUUCCUUGCAAUCCAGUAAAUCCGUUCAAUGGUUUAGCUCCUGAUGUUAUUGGAGAAGGAGAAGUAAAUUCCAUAACUUUCCCCGACGGAUCCAUUCAGUAUUAUUUCUUGCCUGUGAGAUGGCGAAGCGAUAUCCACUUGAAGCGAUGGCCUCCGUGCCCCUUCAAUGACAAUAUGUUUUACAAUUAUAGUAAACCUAACCCGGGGCUUUGGAUCAUUAGAAAUUUCUCCAAUACGAUAUCGCCGGUCUAUAAUCAAUAUUGGCAGAGAACCAAUCCCGAUCCGUUCACAAAAUCAUGUUUCGGUUACGACAACAAUGUCGUGCCGGCAGGUUUUCAGCUAAAGUUUCACAACGACUGUUGGACGUCUACUACGGACCUACAUUACUUUUGUCCUUAUCUACCCCCCGUGCCUCCGAUUGUGCCCGCAGCAUCAGUAGAAACACCAAUAGAAAUAAAAUGCUUGUGCCGCACUACAGACUGCAAUCAUUCCGACAACACGAGUGCAAGUCGUAUGCUCAAAAUUAUGAAAGAAUAUAAUAAAACAAUAAAUCGAUGUAAAUGUAAUAAAUCUGAUAAAGAUUCCUCAAGUAAGAUGUCAAUUGAUAAAUCGAAAACAAGCCCAUGUUCCUCAAACGCAAGCCUUAAAAAAUCUGAAUUUAGAAAAAGCAAGCGUAAAACAUUGAUAAAGGAACCAAAAAAGAAAUUAGUAAUUUGCAAAUGCUCUGUGGAUAGCAUUGAAAACAUUACAGAGGACAAAAAAUCAAACGAAAAUACAUGUCAUCUAUGUGAAAAAAACAGUCAACAUACAGCAGCACACGUCAAAUGUAUUUGCGAAGACACCGAUCUGGAUAGGGGCGAGACUAGUCCAACGUACUCGGUUCCUACGACUGGCAACUCCACUUCUGCGGUUCAGACCGCGGAUAAAGUGGUGGCCACGUACCUCGACCAAGCGAGCAGUGUGCCGGAUGCGGAGGGGCAAACUCAAACCGAGUGCCGAUGUUGGCCGCCUACUGACGUUAAGGAGGAACAGAGGUCGCACAAAUGUCACGAUGUGAAGGAAGAAGAAAGACUGUGCAAUUGUAACGAUGUAAAGGAAGAAAAGAGGUUUGUGAAAUUACAUAAUCAGCACAAUCGUCACAAUAUGAAGGAACAAAAGUCUGAGAGACCCAAACGUCGUAGGAGAAGGACUAAGUCUUCGGAGAAACUUCUCGGUGUCUAUGAUUAUAACUCCGGAUGUAGCACGAGCGAAUCUUUUUGUACAAUAUGCAAUAGUGACUAGUAGAGGUAGCAUGAAUUAAAACACAUCAUAUGUAUUGUGGAUUUAUAUUUUGUUAUUAUACAUUUUAUCGCUUAUAAUUAAAUGUAUUUACAGUGUGGGAUAAAAUAGUACAUACAGCAAUAAACAAAACAAAAUUGA
Molecule: messenger RNA, 1643 nt
Organism: Plodia interpunctella (Indianmeal moth)
Lineage: Eukaryota; Metazoa; Arthropoda; Insecta; Lepidoptera; Pyralidae
Exons: 4
Coding region: 171-1505 (444 amino acids)
Source: RefSeq, a predicted model, not a curated record